This is a messenger RNA of Rhea pennata, 2567 nucleotides long. RefSeq names its product CDC42 effector protein 3 (gene CDC42EP3). The record is from RefSeq and is a predicted model, not a curated record. Gene Ontology annotation, molecular function: small GTPase binding. Gene Ontology annotation, cellular component: cytoplasm; membrane. Lineage: Eukaryota; Metazoa; Chordata; Aves; Rheiformes; Rheidae. Gene Ontology annotation, biological process: positive regulation of actin filament polymerization; regulation of cell shape; positive regulation of pseudopodium assembly. Bases 748 to 1515 code for a protein of 255 amino acids. The transcript has 3 exons.
GGUCUAAAGCUGCAGCGGGUCUUCGAGCUCGCUGGCCGUCCAGGACGCCUGGAGCUAAACCAGGUCCAAACUUAGCUUAGCUUGCGUGUCGGUGCACGGCACAAGCGAAGCAGCGCCGGACCUCUCACCGAGCGCCGGUCUGCAGGACGGCUGAAAAGGCCGGACAAAUGCGGAAGGAGAUCCCAACUGGCCCAGGCAAGGUUUCCAGGCAGAAAAGGGGGCACAUGCUGGGAAGCAGAAAGCAAACGACAAAGCGGAAGCCGUGCCGGGAGAGGCAGUGCUGAUGCGUCGCCCGCAGCUGUCGGGGCAGCCUGGUGGUGCUGAGGAGCAGGAAUGUACAGCUGAAGCUGCUCCGCCGGCUCGGGCCGCAAACAACGGGCGAAGAAACAUCGCCGCUCUGCGCGCCCCGGUCCCUUCGGAGUCCCUUGCUUAAGCGACGUCUGCUGAACAGGUUUUUCUCAGAUUCUGGAUGCAGUAGGACACUUGGCUGCUAACUGACUUGGAACUUGUGCUCCACCUUAGAAAGAUCUGCAGUGAGAGAAUUUCACCUUCACGUACCUGAAAGUCUUCUGUCUCAGAAGAAAGGGACUUCAUGUAUGAGAGUUGUCCAACACUAAAAUUCUUCUGAGAACCUGAGAAUAACUAACUUGGUAGGAGGCUUUUUGUUUGUUUGUUUUUUUUUUUGGGGGGGGGGGAGGAUUUUUUAAAAAAAGUCAAUCUGCAAACCUCUCAGAAUCUACAAACAAGAUGCCAGCCAAGACACCCAUCUACUUGAAAGCUGCUAACAAUAAGAAAGGGAAGAAAUUCAAACUGAGGGAUAUCUUGUCUCCUGAUAUGAUCAGUCCACCACUUGGAGAUUUUCGUCAUACCAUACACAUUGGAAAAGAAGGGCAACAUGAUGUUUUUGGGGACAUCUCUUUUUUGCAGGGAAACUAUGAACUGUUACCUGGAAAUGAAGGAGAAACUAGAGUUAGCCAGUCUGGUGGCCACAGUGAAUUCCUAAGGGCAAACAGCACUUCUGAAUCCAUGUUUACAGAAACUCCGUCACCAGUGCUCAAAAAUGCCAUUUCCCUUCCUGCCAUUGGGGGUUCUCAAGCCCUUAUGUUGCCCUUAUUGUCACCAGUGACAUUUAGUUCAAAGCAAGAAUCCAUCAGGCCAUCUAGAAAUCCUAGGCUUAGCUGUGAGCCAGUAAUAGAAGAAAAAUUGCAGGAGAAAAGUAAAGAGUUGGAAGAUGGAGAAAUAUACAAAGAUGACAUAUGGGAGCAAAAUGGUUCUUCAUCGCAUUUCACCAAUGGUAGAGACAGUCACUCAUCCAGCCUUUCUGAACGGUGCACUGAUUGGCAAACAGUUGAUAUAUUUGAUGACAGUCGACUUUCAUGUGAACUAACCAAGACGGAGACAAAGUCAGAAGAAUCCCUUUCAGAUCUUGCAGGCUCUCUUCUUUCUUUACAACUUGACUUGGGACCUUCACUUUUAGAUGAGGUCCUCAAUGUAAUGGACAAAAAUAAAUCUUAGAACUGGUACUUCUUGCUUCUUUAUAAGUCAUUCAUGUAAAACAAAAAAAAAAUACAACUCAAGAGUAGAGACACUUAAAAACCAGCUGUAUUUGCAGUUGUUUGACGGGUUUUCUAAAAAUGUUCUAAACUAUUUUUUUAUCUAUUGUUUUUCAUGAUUUUUAUUACAGCAAAUUCUCAUAGCAGAAGGAUAAAUUUUAAUGACAGUUUUCAGCAAAUAUAAAAUGUUUUAAGUACCAGUAUUAACAAUCAGAAACUUAAGAAAUACAGUUUGAGGAUGAUACUGAUUGUGACGUUUGGUUAGUUCACUUCUACGAGCUUCAGAAUAUUUGAGAGUCUGUAAGGGUCAGUAAGGAGACUGAUAUUAAUUCUUCACCUUUAUAAAUUAUUGCAACAUCACUUUACAUGUAGGCUUCUUUCUAGAACCUUAUGUUUUGGAAUUUGAUAGCGUUUUAAUUCAUUUUUCAUAGUACUAUUUCUGUUACACCUUCACUGUAACUGUUUCCUCUGUUUUCUACUGCUCUGUGUUCAGAUGUGAACAAUUUGAAGGCUCUUUCUGCUUGAACGUGUGGUCCAGAGUCUCAGCUGCUUUAAAUGAGCAUGCACAAAUUUAAACAAAUUGAGGCUUUGGGCUUGAUACUGUAUAUGAAAUCAUAUGUUGUAAACAGAUAACAUGCAAGAUAUUAUGGUUAAAUUAUUUUAAAAGUUGAAAUAUAUUUUUUGUGUGCAUCUUGACUUUUUACUGCGGAGCCUACACAUACAGUAUCUCAUCAAAAUAGUUGCUUGACAAUAUUGGUGCUCUUCUGAAAGUUGUAUAACUGUGUGUUUGAAAAGAAAUAUGUAUUGAUACUCCUAGCUUUUCUUCAUUUAUUGCCACACAUGCUUAAACUUGCAACCGAAUAUUUUAAUUUUUGAAGAAGGCACUGGUUACUCACAAUGCUUGAUGCGUGCUACAACAGCCAACGUUUUGGGAAUUAUGGAUCAUUUAAUACAGUACCUACAUGGAUUGCAUAGAUACUUUGUGCAAUACAAUAAAAAAAACCCUUAAAUUGC